AUGGAGGAGGACGUUCUGGACAAACUCGAGGACAUGGCGUCGGUGCAGGACUUCGACCCUCUCACGGGCAGCAUCCCGGCCACCAAAGUGGAGCUCACGGUCUCCUGCAGGAAUCUUUUGGAUAAAGAUACAUUCUCCAAGUCUGACCCAUUAUGUGUGCUGUAUACUCAGGGCAUAGAGACCAAGCAGUGGAGAGAGUUUGGCAGGACUGAAGUCAUUGACAACACCUUGAACCCCGACUUUGUGCGGAAGUUCAUCCUCGAUUACUUUUUUGAAGAGAAGCAGAAUUUGCGCUUUGAUCUUUAUGAUGUAGAUUCCAAGAGUCCUGACCUGUCCAAACACGAUUUCCUUGGUCAAACAUUCUGCACUCUGGGAGAGAUUGUUGGAUCACCAGGAAGUCGCUUGGAGAAGCCUUUGAUGAUGGGAGCAUUUACAUUACAUUCCAAAACUGGGAAGCCUAUGCCAUCUGUCUCCAAUGGAGGAAUUCCGGGGAAAAAAUGUGGCACCAUCAUUCUGUCAGCUGAAGAACUGGGCAACUGUAGGGAUGUAGCCACAAUGCAGUUCUGUGCCAACAAGCUGGACAAGAAAGACUUCUUUGGGAAAUCAGACCCUUUCAUGGUAUUCUUCAGAAGUAAUGAAGAUGGAACAUUUACCAUUUGUCAUAAAACUGAAGUGGUGAAGAACACACUGAAUCCAGUAUGGCAGUCAUUCGCUAUCCCUGUGCGAGCCUUGUGUAAUGGAGACUAUGACAGAACCAUAAAAGUAGAGGUGUAUGACUGGGAUCGAGAUGGCAGCCAUGAUUUCAUUGGAGAGUUUACAACCAGCUAUAGAGAACUGGCACGAGGACAAAGCCAGUUUAAUGUCUACGAGGUGGUAAAUCCCAAAAAGAAAAUGAAGAAAAAGAAAUACUCUAAUUCAGGAACAGUAACAUUGCUGUCAUUUGCCACAGAAUCAGAACAUACGUUUCUAGAUUACAUCAAAGGAGGGACACAGAUCAAUUUCACAGUGGCCAUUGAUUUCACAGCUUCCAAUGGCAAUCCUUCUCAGUCUACCUCCCUUCAUUAUAUGAAUCCAUACCAGCUCAAUGCGUAUGCCAUGGCACUGAAGGCUGUUGGGGAGAUCAUCCAGGACUAUGACAGUGAUAAAAUGUUCCCAGCACUUGGGUUUGGAGCCAAGAUUCCCCCCGACGGGCGUGUGUCUCAUGAGUUCCCCUUGAAUGGCAACUGUGACAAUCCUCACUGUAGUGGAAUAGAAGGAAUCCUUGAAGCGUAUCACCAGAGCCUCAAGACUGUGCAGCUUUAUGGUCCAACUAACUUUGCACCAGUGGUCAACCAUGUGGCUGGAUAUGCCUCGGCUGUGCAGGAUGGCUCCCAGUAUUUCGUUUUGCUGAUCAUCACGGAUGGUGUGAUAUCAGACAUGGCUCAGACAAAAGAAGCAAUUGUCAAUGCUGCCAAACUUCCAAUGUCUAUAAUAAUUGUGGGUGUUGGACAGGCUGAAUUUGAUGCAAUGGUGGAAUUAGAUGGAGAUGACGUUCGGAUCACAUCUCGUGGAAGGACUGCUGAACGUGAUAUUGUCCAGUUUGUACCGUUCCGUGAUUACAUUGACCGCACGGGAAACCACGUCUUGAGUAUGGCACGGUUGGCUAAGGACGUGCUGGCUGAGAUUCCAGAUCAGUUCAUCUCCUACAUGAAGGGGCGUGGCAUCAAGCCUAAUCCAGCUCCACCUCCUUACUCUCCCUCAAGCCACACCCUUCAGACCGAAAUCUGA
Molecule: messenger RNA, 1767 nt
Organism: Thamnophis elegans (Western terrestrial garter snake)
Lineage: Eukaryota; Metazoa; Chordata; Lepidosauria; Squamata; Natricidae
Product: copine-5
Exons: 21
Coding region: 1-1767 (588 amino acids)
Biological process (GO): cellular response to calcium ion
Cellular component (GO): plasma membrane
Molecular function (GO): calcium-dependent phospholipid binding
Source: RefSeq, a predicted model, not a curated record